AGUAAAGACGGACGAGUCUCAACGUAAGGACAUAAAUGACGCAUCAGAAUCAGCUAUUUCGACAGUACACCAAUGUACUAAACAGGACACUAAUGAUGAACGAAAUUAUAAUACAAAAAGUCAAAUAAGUCUCGUUCCAAACUAUGACGAUGAAAGUUCCUCUGACACUGAUGAAAAUAACACAAAUAGGCCUGCACCUGUCACGCGAAAAGCGACUUCAACCUCAAGUUCAUCGAGCUCGACCUCUAGUGCAUCGAGCUCAUCUUCAUCUUCUACCAACUCAUUAUCUUCUGAAAUUCCACAAUCAGAGCCUAGGAACCAACAUCAAACACAUGAAAUCGAUGUUAUUAACUCAACACCGGAAUCAGAACAUAAUAAAAUAACCACCGCACAAGAGGACGGCCAAGUUGAUGCCCAGUGUGAAAGUAAUAGUCGACACGAACGAAUUUGUGCAACAAAUAGACCAAUUGUAGUGUCACCUCAGUACACAGAUGAAAGCGACUUUGAUGACGACAUAGCUGAUCCGACUUACAACUCUGCAGAUAAAUUAGCUAGCACUUCUCACUAUAAAAAAAAGAACUAUUUAUUCCCGCUCCAUUCAAAUCACUCAAGUUCUGACACCGACUCAUCUGACCAGAACACCAAAAAGGGACGCAAAAGGCAGAAACGUCCCAACAAAUGGAAACAAAACCGAGCUAAGAAACUGCGCAAUGAAGGUGAAUCAUACAGAUCCAUGUCCAAGUCUAACAAAGUCAUCUCAGCACGUUUUUUGAAGCUUCCAUGCGUAAAUUGUAAGUUAAACUGUUCUCAACAAUUAGAUGAUAGAGCAAGAUACGACAUUUUUAAUAACUUUUGGAAACUAGGAGAUCUGAGCAAGCAAAGGUUAUUUAUCUAUUCCUGUAUGAUCGAUAUCCAUCCAAAAUAUAAAUAUACCAAUGCUGAAAAUCCCCGUCGUCCAAACAAAGCAUUUUUCUUAACGGUGAACGACCGAAAGAUUAGGGUCUGCAAAACCUUUUUCAAAAAUACUUUGGACAUAACAGACCGCAUGAUUUAUACUGUAAAGACAAAUACCAACGAGAAUGGUUUUGUAUUAGAAGAAAGACGUGGUAAACACGGCCAUAACACAAAAAUAAGUCCCCAACUAGCCGCAGAUAUAAAGAAGCACAUCGACUCUAUUCCUCGUAUGGAAUCACAUUACUUGAGAGCUCAAACUACUAAAGAAUAUAUUGGUGGUGGUAAAACUAUAAAAGACCUGUAUAGAGAUUUCUCAGAAUUGCAAUCGCUAAAUGGCAAAGACUCCGGCAAGUACAUAACCUAUUACAAGAUAUUUACCACUGAGUAUAACAUAAGUUUCUUUAGUCCUAAAAAAGAUCAGUGUGAUCUGUGCACUAGCUAUGAAAAUUCUGAUAACAGUCAAAAAAUUAUUAUAGAAUCUAAAUACAAAAACCAUUUGAAAGAAAAAGAGUUAAGUAGAACAGAAAAGUUAAAUGAUAGAAUGAAUGCUGAUAAUGACAAUAAAGUGGUAGUUUAUGACUUAGAGGCAGUUUUACAAUGUCCUCGAGGAGAUACGUCAGCGUUUUAUUAUAAGUCAAAAAUUAAUAGCUAUAACCUCACGAUGACGGAACUAAACAACAAAGAUACUAAAAAUGCAUACGAUAACGUGCAGUGCUAUUUUUGGACUGAAAUAGAGGCAAAACGUGGAGCAAUUGAAAUCGGCACUUGUGUUUGGGAGUUUUUAAAAAAGAUAAGCUGUGAAGGAGGGAUUGAAGGAAAGAAUGUUAUUUUUUAUUCCGAUAACUGCUGCGGUCAGAACAAAAAUAAAUAUAUAGCAACCCUUUAUCUGUAUGCUGUACAAAUGUUGAAUAUAAAUAGUAUUACUCAUAAAUUCCUCAUUAGAGGGCAUACUCAAAAUGAGGCAGAUAGUGUACAUAGCCUAAUUGAAAAGGAAGUGAAGAAAAAUCUUAAAACGGGGCCAAUUUACACCCCUGACCAGUAUGUGGCUUUGAUUAAGUCUGCAAAAAAAUGUAGUCCACCAAUUAAUGUGCAUGAGAUGACGUACAACAUGUUCGUAGAUCUUAAAAAUCUACAAGAAGAAUGGGGCUAUAAUUACACUAUAAAUAUUGAUGGGGAAACUGUAAAUUGGAAUGAGAUAAAACAGUUAAAAAUGUGCAAGGGUAAUCCUUUUACAUUUUAUUACAAAAACUCGUAUGAGGAUGAAUCUUUUAAAGAAGUGAACGUAAGAAACAAGAGAAAGAAAAUGAAAACCGAGGUGGAUAAUAUUUUGCUUAAACAAGCUUACACAGAAAGGCAAACCUUAAGUGCUAAUAAAAAAAAGGAUUUAAAUGAACUACGGACAAAAAGAUUGAUUCCUUCGUAUUAUGAUUUUUAUUAUAAUACAAUUUUGUAGGAUUUUAUGUACAAACGUUGGAAUAUUUUUAAAAGUUUUUAAUACAUAUUUACUAUGGUAUAUGUUUCCUUACCUUGUUAUUUUGUUAUACUUUAAUUGGCGGAUAGCCUUUGAUGUUAUAUUUAAGUUUAAACGAAGAUUGUAACUAAUUUAGAAUUUGAUUUACCAAAAGACUUAAUUGAUAUUACUUAAGACUUGAUUUACUAAAAGACUUAAUUAUCUAUGAUUACUUAAGAAAGUAACUAGGUAUGUUCAGUUAAUUUUUACCUGAUGUUUAUUUUUGUUACUGAUGUUUGAUUGUUUAUUUUUGUUAUUUAGAAUGGUAAUUAAACGUACAAACCAUUGAUUCCAAUGUUAGUUAAGCAUAAUUUUGAAGUUUAAGAUGUCUAUGUCUAAUUUAAAAAUAAUACGGGUACAAAAAUAGAUACUGAUUAUUUAAUAAAAGUAAUAAUUUUUUUGGAUUACUUCGCAUUUUCUUUGAAACCUUUAUCACUUUUAAAUAUUAAACUGCAACUUUGUGUAAUAAAGCGAAGAUAAACAAAAAUGAAUACAUCGAAAAAGCAAUAAGGCCUAAUUAUUCAAAC
Messenger RNA from Spodoptera litura, 2991 nucleotides. Lineage: Eukaryota; Metazoa; Arthropoda; Insecta; Lepidoptera; Noctuidae. The record is from RefSeq and is a predicted model, not a curated record.